AUGUGGGAGAACGGUGCGAUCACGUCGUUCAGACUCAGUCCGCAAGACUAUCAUCGGUAUCACUCUCCGGUCCAGGGCACUGUGGAAUGGUACAGGCAAAUUCCUGGAGAGUAUUACCAAGUGGACCCGCUCUGCUUGCGAUCCGAUAUCGACGUCUUGACGGUAAACGCUCCCUGCGCGAUCUGCAUCAACAGCCCGUCGUCUGGACGUGUGCUCUUUGUGGCAAGCGGCGCCACAGACGUGGGAACCAGGGAAAUUAACCAAAAGUGUAGGACUGAGGGUUCACAGGUGGAAAAAGGCGAGGAAUUAGGGCUGUUUCAAUUCGGAGGUAGUAUAAUCGUUGCUUUCGAGCAGGGGAGGAUACGUUUUGACGAAGAUCUACUCAGAGUGAGCAGGAGUCUGGUGAUGAUGGAUGUGGAAGUAGGGGAUGAAUCGGGCAACCUAGAAUGGGUGACCUUUGUACAGGACUACCGAGGGGGAACUGACGGGAGGAUGUGA
This is a messenger RNA of Exophiala oligosperma, 498 nucleotides long. RefSeq names its product phosphatidylserine decarboxylase. Gene Ontology annotation, molecular function: phosphatidylserine decarboxylase activity. Lineage: Eukaryota; Fungi; Ascomycota; Eurotiomycetes; Chaetothyriales; Herpotrichiellaceae. Gene Ontology annotation, biological process: phospholipid biosynthetic process. The record is from RefSeq and is a predicted model, not a curated record. Bases 1 to 498 code for a protein of 165 amino acids. The transcript has a single exon.